Hyalella azteca is the source of this 1008-nucleotide messenger RNA. RefSeq lists its product as uncharacterized. The record is from RefSeq and is a predicted model, not a curated record. NCBI's taxonomy places the organism in Eukaryota, Metazoa, Arthropoda, Malacostraca, Amphipoda, Hyalellidae.
GUGGUCACAACCCGCUUUCAACAACGGUCUGGCAAUGGCCCGUCUUGCUGGUAGAGGAUUGCACGCGCAUAAAGGUUCCUUCCAUACUCCCUCAAGAACCGGAACUCCCAGAACCGGAACCAAAGAGAACCUCUUCCUGAAGACCCUAGAACUCGCUAAAAAGGGCGUUAGCAAAGGCGCAGCGCUGCUCAAAGGUGCCUUGAUCAAGGGCAAGGUCUUGGCGAAGGCGAAGGCUAACUUAAUGAACAUUAAGUCCAAGGUUAUCAAGAAUUAUGUGAAGCCUCGCACCCUUCCUACAUCGUCCCGGCAUUUGGUCCCCUCACGUGCCGGUCAAGUUUAUCCCCCGCUUCAUUUUGGUCCAAAACUUGUGGUACCAUCAGCGGUCCGCGGUAGAUGGACGCGUGGUUAGUCCUCUGUCGUUACCGAGUUACUGCAGAUACCAUCGCGUGGUAACGUGACAAGGUUACCAGGAGAGCAGUUACCCAAGAUUACCACUUUUACCACACCGUCGACUGGGGACAUUGAGGCCUGCUAGAUUUUAUUCAAAUCUAAGGAAGCAAAUUUUUACGAGUUUAAUUUUAAACGUCUUUUUAAAUUCACUUCACUGAUUACAGAAACCUCUCAUUUGACAUUUGACUCUUAGCAUAGAAUUUCGGUGUCAUUUUUAACUUGGCCAUUUUAAAAUUUUAUUCAAUUUAAAUACGUUAAUAUUUGCGUAGAUUUUGAAUUUUGACUAAUGUGCUUAUAUUCCCAAUAAAGUUUUCUCUUUAAAAUUCAUGGUUAUUGAUUAGUGUAAGCUUUGGUGUAAAUAUUAAUUAUAAUUAAUAAUUCCAUUUUAGAUCAUCAACCAUGGUUGUUGCUGAACUCUUGCUGGUCGAAAUUAUUUUGAAAAACUCGAUUAAAUUAUUAAAUAUUAACCUAAUUAAAUUAUUAAAUAAGAUGAUUGCUGAAUUUUCCCCUUGACGCGCGAUGUUGGACGUUUUUAAUAAAAAAAUGGCGACGAAAUUG